AUGCUCUUGAACAUUCUCUUGAUCAUCCAGAGUUUGCAGGGAAAUUGCCAUGGUCCUGAAAAGAAGGACUCUCGCUUCACAAAUAUCUACUACAUGCUCCUCACCGGCAUCUUCAUGGCCUGUAUCAUCGACUGGAAGUACCUGAGGGAUUUGGUGAAGUAUCAUGUGAAAUGGCCAAAAGUGGAUGCAGCUGAGAUCACAGCUGGAACUGAGCAGGAGGGUAAGGAGGAUGAUGACAAUGAGGGGAAGAAGGAGAAGGUUGGCUUCCGAAAGAGGAAGGUG
Darwinula stevensoni is the source of this 282-nucleotide messenger RNA. Lineage: Eukaryota; Metazoa; Arthropoda; Ostracoda; Podocopida; Darwinulidae. The record is from the annotation of a GenBank genome assembly.